Molecule: messenger RNA, 1482 nt
Organism: Dujonia railenensis
Lineage: Eukaryota; Fungi; Ascomycota; Pichiomycetes; Serinales; Debaryomycetaceae
Source: the annotation of a GenBank genome assembly
AUGCUUUGGUCUAAGGUUGACAACACAGAACCAGCCAACCCAAUCACAUUUACCUCAGCCAAGACCCCUUUACUGCCCCCAGUGAGUACCACUCUACCGCAGAUAGUGAAGAAUGUUGCUCCUGAGUUCUAUGUUGGAUCAUCCUUCUUCGUAAACCCAUUGCUUGCCAGUGGACAUCUCCAGACUGCAUAUACUGCACUUCGCCAGUUUGAUGACAUCGAUUUGGUCCACUACGGUAGAAGGUUGAUUGAAGUUGACCCAGAAAAUAGAGGUUACAAAGUCGAAGGAGAAAGGAUAUUGUACGAUAAAUAUGGUGGGAAGAGUACCUUUACUAUCGAUAUUGUCAGAGAUGUCACCGCCAACGUUAACCCGGAAUCUUCUUCCUUAACUGUUGCUUCCGUAUUAGGCUCAGACGAUGCCGAGAGCGACUACAAAACGGCUGCGAAAAACUCCGAAAGACACUACGCUGCCCCAACUCUGCAGGAUACCACUAAAUUACCACCCAGAACGUUCUUUAUAACCGAACAAGAGGAAAAGGAAUUACUUAGCGAUUCUUCGAAGCCGCUUUUAAUUGCUCUCCAUGGUCUUUCUGGAGGUUCCUACGAAUCCUAUGUGCGUAGUAUAUUACUGGAAAUCACCGACUCGAAAUACGGAUUUGAUGCACUCGUUCUUAACUCAAGAGGUUGUGCUGGUCAUACUCCCACCACACCUCAAUUAUUUAAUGCAUUGUGGACGAAUGACGUUCGGUAUUUGGUAAAUGAGAUCAUUGCUAAGAAAUACCCGGAAAAGAAAAUCUUUCUUAUUGGAUUUUCUCUUGGAGGAGCAAUUGUAGGAAACUUUUUGGCUCAAGAAGGCGAUAACAUCUACAAAAACAUCAUGGGUGCAUCUAUCGUAGGAGCACCAUGGGAUUUUAUGGAUUCUAACGUUCAGCUUGACAAUUCCAUCUUGGGUAACAAGGUGUACUCUCCAGCCAUGUCCCAAAACCUUCAAAAGCUUUUACAUGCUCAUAAAGAGUCAAUUGGGAGCGAGCCAAAUAUUAAUCAGUACUACAAGAAUCCUGAUGGUUACAACUUAGAAAAGUUGCAUGAUUUUGAUGAAGCUUUCACAUCCAAAUUCUUUGGGUUCAACAACCAUAGAGAAUACUAUCGUCACAGUUCGCCAAUUCAAAGGUUAAGAAAGAUCAGAGUUCCUACGUUAAUUGUUAGUGCAAUCGAUGAUCCAGUAAUUGGUAACAAAACCCUUCCAUACUAUGAAGUGAGAGACAAUCCUUACACAUUUUUGGUUACUAGCACAAUCGGGGGCCAUCUAGGUUGGUUCAAAUUCGGAGGUGAGAGAUGGUACCCUAAGCCAAUUUCAAAGAUUUUCCAUGAUAUUUUCAACAAUUGGAAAGUUAACAAGCCUCAACCAGAUACAUUACCAGUUGCACUUGAAAGCAAAAUUUGGAAGUAUGAUAGAUUAAUUGUUGGCCAAGACAAGCCAUAG